This is a messenger RNA of Pocillopora damicornis (cauliflower coral), 817 nucleotides long. RefSeq lists its product as uncharacterized. Lineage: Eukaryota; Metazoa; Cnidaria; Anthozoa; Scleractinia; Pocilloporidae. The record is from RefSeq and is a predicted model, not a curated record. Gene Ontology annotation, molecular function: cysteine-type endopeptidase activity. Gene Ontology annotation, biological process: proteolysis.
AUGAACAGAAACCCUCAAGGGAAGUGUAUCAUCAUGAAUAACUUCGACUUCCAUGAUAAAGCCUAUAAUCGCCCUGGUACUGAGUAUGAUGAACAAACCCUGGAAGCCCUUUUUGGGAACCUCUCAUUUGAUGUGCAAAUCCACAGAAAUCUUGAUUCAUGUGGAAUGAGAGGUCUUGCAAGGACCAUAGCAAGUGAGGAUCACAGCAAGUUUGAUGCCUUCAUCUGCAUUGUGAUGUCCCAUGGAGGAGACCAUGAUACUAUCUUAGGUGUAGAUGGAAGAAUUGUAACUGUUGAAGAAAUGACGUCCGAAUUUAAUGCUGCGAGGUGCGAAACACUGAAAGAAAAACCUAAAGUGUUCAUUUUUCAAUUCUGUAGGAAGUCUCUCUCCGAAUCUCUGUUGCAUGAAAAUAAUUUCAUGGACAGCAUUGUGGGUAAGCUUCAUGUUGAUUCCACCCUCUCAAAAGGAACAAGCGCACAUGAGGCUGAUUUUUUGUUGGCCUUUGCAACCACCCCUGGGUGUUAUUGCUACCGAUAUGAGAAUCAUGGCUCACCAUUCAUUCAGACUCUUGUGGAUGUUAUCAGAAAACAUCAUCAGGACAGCCAUUUGCUAGAGAUGUUGUCAGAAGUAACCAGACGCGUGGUUGAAAAAGUCAACAUUCAAGUUCCAUCUAACAGCAACACGCUGACGGCCAAGCUUUAUCUCUGAGCGGAUAAUUCAACAAAUUACAAAGCUGAGAGCUAAUUGUUUUAGUCACCAGCAUAACACUUGGUAAAUUCAGAUCACUAUCAGUAUCUGGGCAGCGGCCCACCUACCC